Messenger RNA from Eriocheir sinensis (Chinese mitten crab), 3940 nucleotides. RefSeq lists its product as uncharacterized. The coding region runs from base 470 to 1429 and encodes 319 amino acids. Lineage: Eukaryota; Metazoa; Arthropoda; Malacostraca; Decapoda; Varunidae. The transcript is spliced from 4 exons. The record is from RefSeq and is a predicted model, not a curated record.
GGAACUCCUUGAUUCACUUGGACGGUUUCCGCUAGAGUCCGGGUUGAUGGGUGGUCUUCAGGACAGCAUGUGGGUAGUUUUAAGCCACUCGGCGGUGACUGAAAAAUCCCAGGUGGUAGCGUGGGGAUUCGAACUCGCGUCGUCCAUCACGUGGUGAAUGUGGGCCCAGCACGCUACCACUCAGCCACCGCUUACUCAUUAUAUAUUCGUGUAACUGUAUCCGGCUCGCCGUGAACCGUCCGUCCACCCAGGCCGUUCAAAAUUUGCAGAGAAAAGGACACUUGUCUGCUUGAAGGUAUUUGUGGUGAAAUGGAUCGUGUAGCCUGGUACAUCAACAACCACGUCUAGGAUAACUGUUUUGAUUAACCCGUCCGCUGCGAUUGGCACGGAUUUCGCCUUCACUGGUACCCUGGUAACAUAUGCUCCCAGGUCUUUCUCUGCCUCUGUGGUGGAUAGUGGAGUGUUUCCCAUGUGGUAUUGGUGUGCUGGAUAUCCCUUCACUGGUAGCCUGGUAACAUAUGCUCCCAGGUCUUUCUCUGCCUCUGUGGUGGAUAGUGGAGUGUUUCCCAUGUGGUAUUGGUGUGCUGGAUAUCCCUUCACUGGUAGCCUGGUAACAUACACUCCCAGGUCUUUCUCUGCCUCUGUGGUGGAUAGUGGAGUGUUUCCCAUGUGGUAUUGGUGUGCUGGAUAUCCCUUCACUGGUAGCCUGGUAACAUAUGCUCCCAGGUCUUUCUCUGCCUCUGUGGUGGAUAGUGGAGUGUUUCCCAUGUGGUAUUGGUGUGCUGGAUAUCCCUUCACUGGUAGCCUGGUAACAUAUGCUCCCAGGUCUUUCUGUGCCUCUGUGGUGGAUAGUGGAGUGUUUCCCAUGUGGUAUUGGUGUGCUGGAUAUCCCUUCACUGGUAGCCUGGUAACAUACACUCCCAGGUCUUUCUCUGCCUCUGUGGUGGAUAGUGGAGUGUUUCCCAUGUGGUAUUGGUGUGCUGGAUAUCCCUUCACUGGUAGCCUGGUAACAUACAGUCCCAGGUCUUUCUCUGCCUCUGUGGUGGAUAGUGGAGUGUUUCCCAUGUGGUAUUGGUGUGCUGGAUAUCCCUUCACUGGUAGCCUGGUAACAUACAGUCCCAGGUCUUUCUCUGCCUCUGUGGUGGAUAGUGGAGUGUUUCCCAUGUGGUAUUGGUGUGCUGGAUAUCCCUUCACCGGUAGCCUGGUAACAUACACUCCCAGGUCUUUCUCUGCCUCUGUGGUGGAUAGUGGAGUGUUUCCCAUGUGGUAUUGGUGUGCUGGAUAUCCCUUCACUGGUAGCCUGGUAACAUACAGUCCCAGGUCUUUCUCUGCCUCUGUGGUGGAUAGUGGAGUGUUUCCCAUGUGGUAUUGGUGUGCUGGAUAUCCCCUCCCAAGGUACAUGACUACAUUUUUCUCCAUUGAAUUGUAGCAGCCACUUUUUAUUCCAUUCCUGUAGCUUGGUGAGGUCUAACUGUAUGAAAUCCGCAGUCAGGGGGUUAAACUACACCUGAAAAUGCCCGAAACGCCUGCGCAAGCCUUGUCAAAUAUGUGUACUUGGGCGCCGAAAGGGUUGAGAACACGGGUCACUGAAUCUAGCAUCAUAUAGGUCUGCUGUGUGGGGUCAGUGUGGGGUCAGUCGUCAGGGCGUGGCAGUGGUGUGGUGGGUCGAGUCAGUAGCCGGUGUAGGACGUCGACAAGUGUGGUGAGCGGGGUGGCGGCGGUACCAACACUCGGGAAGCUAACAAAACCAACAUAGGGAUGGAUGCUGACUGAACCACCUCGCCACUCAAUCCUACUCAGAGUUACGACACAAGUUAAGAAGAGGGAGGUAUAGUCAUCGUGGUGGUGGUGGUGGUGGUGGUGGUAGUGACAGCAGCAGCAAUUAGUAGUAGAAAUAGUAGUAGUAGUAGUAGUAGUAGUAGUAGUAGUAGUAGUUGCAUAAGUAAUAGGUGUUGUUGAUGUUGUUGUUUCUGUUCAUAUUGUGGCAUAAAGUGCAUUUACUACCACUUAUGUACUAGUAGUAGUGGUUUUAGUAAGAGUACUAUUACCACCAAUAGCUGUGAUGCUAGUAAUAAUAAUAGCAGUAGUAGUAGUAGUAGUUAAAAGUGGUGAUGAUGGUGGUCGCAGUAGUAGUAGUAGUAGUAGUAGUAGUAGUAGUAGUAGUAGUAGUUAAUAGUAGUGAUGAUGGUGGUCGCAGUAGUAGUAGUAGUAGUAGUAGUAGUAGUAGUGAUUGAAAUAGUAGGUGGUGGUAGUGGUGGCGGUGGUGGUGGUGGUGGUGAUGGUUGUGGCUGUAUGGGUGUAGCUGUAACUGUUGUUUGUAUUCACAGAGUUGAGGCCUGGCGUGGGAGAAGGGAAAGUCCGGAGUGGGAGGGCAAGUGCUGGGCGGUACAGCCCUGCCCAUUUGGUUUCCACUUGGCCCUCCCUCUCCUCCCGCGCCUGCCCAUCUGCACAGCCUCCCAGUGAUGAUGGCUUAGGGCUGCACAGUGCUUAGGGCUGUCGAGACUGGGGGCGGAGCAGCUGGGCAGACACGGGUUGCUAUACACGAGCAACGACCCUGCAGCCCCGCGCCCAACCACCAGACACGUCACACGUGAGUGCGUGGGGGCGUGGGGCUCAGAGGCAGUGUGACACAGUAAAUACCCACACCGACAGCUGAUACACACAACAGGGCCGUGACGUGACUACAGUGCCGCUCAGCCAGACCCGCGCGGCCACACCUCUGGAUGGCCCCAAGAACCACACCAGAGGCUGGGGCUGUGCGGGGCUGCCAGAGCCGGCUAGGGGACGGGGGCAGCUGCACUAGACAGUAUCAGAUGUUGGCAAAGGGGUGUGGGGUGUUAUGUGGGGGAAGAAGCUGGUACGGGGGAUCUGCCGCAGUUUAGCCCCGAAGGUGGAGAGUUGCUGGGUCUACUAGGAUGGAGUGGGGAGUGAGGACCAGGAGUACUGUAGGAUGUCACAGGGACUUAAUGUAAGACUGGGGCUGAAUGGGAGGAGAUCUUCAGCUAGAGUGGGGACCUGCAGCUGAAGAUAGACUAGGGACUGGAAGGGACCUGUGGAUGAAACCGACCUGUAGCUGAAAGGGCCUGACUAAAGGAGACCUGAUAUGGUUGGACCUGUGGCUGAAGAGAGGCUAUGACCGGAAGGGACCUGUGGAUGGAACCGACCUGUAGCUAAGAGGGCAGCCUAACUGAAGGGACCUGCCACUGGUAUGGUUGGACCUGUGGCUGAAGAGAGGCUAUGACUGGAAGGGACCUGUGGAUGAAACCGACCUGUUGCUAAAGGGGCAGCCUAACUUAAGGGACCUGUAGACUAAAGGGGACCUGAUAUGGAUGGACCUGUGGCUGAAGAGAGGCUAUGACUGGAAGGGACCUGUGGAUGGAACCGACCUGUAACUAAAGGGCCUGCAUAACUGAAGGGACCUGUAGCUUAUAAGAACCUGUAGCUAGAGCUGGAGGGGGUCUUGGCUCGGUUACCUGCGAUAUCUGAAGGGGGCCUGUGCUAUAAGUGAAGGGAUUCUGUGCUGUAAGGGCUGUAGUUGAAGGAAGCUAACGUAGAAAAUGAUUGUAGUAAGUAGUGAGGAAUUGGUGGUUAGGGGGCACUGAAGCUCACAGGAAUCUAUCGUAAGGAAAGACCCUUGAAAAGAACUGUAUCCAAAAUGAUCAUGUAGCUAAGACUAAGCAUAGGAAGAAGGAAUCAUCAGUUAGAAAUGGCGUAUAGUUAGCAUGGACCUGUAUACCUUGAACAUAGACAGACAGUAGAAUCGUUAGGUUGGAAGAGAUCUGUUGUAGUUAAGGAAAGGUCCUGGAAUGGGUCUGUAGCUGAAGGGACCAACAGUAAAUAGAAACAUACAGAUAGAAGUGACCUGUGUCUGAGAAACAGCAUUUGGACAGAAAAGACCGGCAGCACGAAUUUAAAGGGUGCCUCCACACUGCUGGGUUUG